GCAUGAAGAAAGACGUCGCAGAAUUCGUUAGGCGAUGUCUUACCUGUCAACAAGUCAAGGCCGAACAUCAGAGUCCGAUUGGCCUCCUACAGCCACUGCCGAUUUCGCGGUGGAAAUGGGAGGAAGUUACUAUGGAUUUCGUUACGGGAUUGUCGAGGUCGGCUGAACAUCACGACGCUAUCCGGGUCGUGGUCGACAGACUGACGAAGGUGGCGCACUUCUUACCCGUUUCGAAGAGGAUGUCUCUGGACAAGUUGGCUAAGAUAUACACCCGUGGGAUCAUCAGACUCCACGGAGUGCCCGUCACGAUUGUAUCAGAUCGAGAUCCCAGACUCGUUAGCCGAUUCUGGCAUAGCUUACAUGAGGCGAUGAGCACCAAGCUUAAGUUCAGUUUAGCCUACCAUCCGGAGACGGACGAUCAGUCAGAGCGGACGAUUCAGACACUUGAGGACAUGCUCCGCGCCUUGGUUGUUGACAGGGGUGCCAAGUGGGAGUCGCUGUUGCCGUACGCAGAGUUCGCGUAUAACAACAGUUAUCAUUUCUCUAUUCAGAUGACUCCUUACGAGGCACUUUACGGUCGCAAAUGUCGUUCCCCUCUCUAUUGGGACGACGUCGGAGAGCGACGAGUACUCG
Messenger RNA from Striga hermonthica, 633 nucleotides. Lineage: Eukaryota; Viridiplantae; Streptophyta; Magnoliopsida; Lamiales; Orobanchaceae. The record is from the annotation of a GenBank genome assembly.